ACCAAUAAGUGCAGCGCAAUGCACGCAGUAGCGCAAAUCAAUAACAAGUCGUACUCGAAGCAGCCAGCGAGAAAGUUCGCGGCGCGGAAAGGUCUUCCGCGUCGUCGACGCGCGCGCGCGCGCGUAAAUAAACACGGAGGACGGAAAUUACGAGAGGCAGUUUGCCACUUCCUCGCCGCGUGACGGCUAAACGCGAAGUCGCACGGGUCAAUCGCCGCACGCCCGCGUACAUCAGCAAUUGACCUCAACUAAAUAAACGACUGCAAGUCUUUUGUGCGCGAUGUGUAUCACGUCGGCCACAAAGUAACAAGUCAGUGUACGAUUGAGAUGACGAUGGGAAGCAUGCUUUUUGUUGUUGUGGCUGCGCUCGCCGCGAUCCUCGUUCCUGGCCAUGCCAGAACUAUUCGGAGCUCGGACACGGCAACGCUGUACUACCUACGCGACCACAAGCUGUACCGCCUGGAGCCGGGGUCCGCCGACGAGCAGCUGCUCGAGCACGACGUCGCGGACUUCGAGCUGGACGCCGACGGGCAGCCGCUGUGGAUGGACCGCGCGGCGCGCAUCCACCGGCUGCGCGGCGAGCUAGUGCUACGCUACGAGCCCAGCGUGUGCACCGCCAGGUUCGCCUGGGACCACCUGACCGACAAGUUCUACGUGGUCGACGGCGACUCCCAGGAGAUCGACGUGCUGCAGCCGGGCGACAAGCGAGCCGUGCUGUUCGAGCGCUCGCCGAUUAGGGAGGAGCACGUGAUUCGGGAGAAGCCCAAGAUGCUCGCCUUGGACCCCGGCAACGGCCUCAUGUUCAUCCUCACCGACCUCAGCGGUAUCAAAAACGUCUACCGCUCCGACAUGGACGGCACCGGCAAGCGCCUUCUCGUGGAGGACGUGUCGAGCGAGCAGCUCAGCGUGGACGCGCCGCGUCGCAAGGUCUACUGGCUGAACAGCAGGCGGCGGAUCGUCGAGAGCGUGGACUUCGAGGGCGUGGAGCGGCGGCCCAUCGACGGCCUCGAGGGCGUCACCAACGAGACCGCGAUCGCCGUGCUCGACGCCGAGAUACACUGGUCCGCCGGUGCAGGUCUGAUCAACGUCUGCCGGCUGCGCGACAACUCCUGCGACAGCGGCACGCUGCGCCGGCUCAAGCUGCCGCCGUCGAUUCACCCGAUCAAGAAACUCAAGCUGCCGGGCGUCCGGACGCCCGGGAGCGGCGCCGCCUGUCGGCCCCCGAGCAACGGCCAGUGCCAGCACAUGUGCCUGCUCAACUCGCGCGGCGACAGCGGCUGCGUCUGCUACGUGGGCUGGGAGCCCAACGGCAGGGAGUGCAAGCCUCGGAGACCCAGGCGUCAGGCUUGGGACUUGUACAUGACGCCGCAGCCGACUUUGAGACCCGAGCCGCAGCCGUCGGACGUCGCUGGCGGACUGCCGGCUCACAUUCUAAUUAUCGGCAAGUGAUACGUGCACAUCACUCCGAUCACACGCUUUGCUCUUAUUGUGCGCGGCGCUUCCAACUCACUUGUCCUUUUCUUUUGUAUAUUAGGCUAAUUUUUUUAAUUAAAAUAAAGACAUG
This is a messenger RNA of Phymastichus coffea, 1564 nucleotides long. Its product is annotated as low-density lipoprotein receptor-related protein 1B-like. Bases 328 to 1449 code for a protein of 373 amino acids. The record is from RefSeq and is a predicted model, not a curated record. The transcript is spliced from 4 exons. Lineage: Eukaryota; Metazoa; Arthropoda; Insecta; Hymenoptera; Eulophidae.